AUGCACUGGGGAUACCUCGUCACUGGCCUGGCUUUCUUUGCCGUAAAAGGAAGUGGUUGGCCCUACGAUGAGACUCUCACCGACUAUAAUAUCAACGAGAACGAAUUCGCAACCAAUCCUGUUGAUUAUUGGGGAGAAUGGCCUGACCACACGUACUUUCCUUCGCCAGAAAACUGGCGCUUUCCUGUAUAUACACUCUUCCUCGACCGAUUCGUGAACGGCGAUCCAACAAAUGACAAUAUCAACGGGACGCUAUUUGAGCACGACAUCAACUCCAAUCAAAUGCGGCAUGGGGGAGAUGUGGCCGGUCUUCUCGAUACUUUGGACUAUUUACAAGGAAUGGGAAUCAAGGGUAUUUACCUUGCUGGAUUGGUGCUGAUGAACCAGCCUUGGGGAUCAGAUGGCUACUCUGCCCUCGAUACGACAUUGUUGGAUCAGCAUUUUGGAACUAUCGAAACCUGGAGAUCUGCCAUAACCGAGAUUCAUGACCGAGGGAUGUGUGUCAUAUUUGACAACACAGUGUCAACGAUGGGAGAUCUCAUUGGUUUCGAAGGGUACAUGAAUACAACCACGCCGUUUUCCACCAAAGAACACAAAGCAGCCUGGAAAUCUGGACGACGCUACGUGGACUUCGAGUUAGGCAACAACUACAAUGAAACAUGCGACUAUCCUCGAUUUUGGAACGAAACUGGAUACCCUGUUGACGACUACGUUUAUGAGGAGCUGACCGGAUGCUAUGACAGUGACUUCGAUCAAUAUGGUGAUAUUGAGGCAUUUGGCGUCUUCCCUGACUGGCAACGUGAACUCGCCAAAUUCGCCUCCGUCCAAGAUCGUCUACGCGAGUGGGUUCCCAGUGUGCGAGAGAGAAUCAUCCGGCAUUCAUGCAUGAUCAUUUCCUCACUUGAUAUUGAUGGUUUCCGCUAUGACAAAGCAACGCAAGCCACCGUUGAUGCUCUGGCGGAUAUCUCCGGCGCGUAUCGUGAGUGCGCGAGAAGCGUGGGUAAGGAGAAUUUCUUCUUGCCCGGUGAGAUUACCAGUGGAAAUACAUUGGGAUCUAUUUUCCAUGGCAGAGGUCGACAGCCUGAUAUGCAACCUGAGACUCUGGAGGAAGCAUUCACAUUAACCAACGAGUCGGAUACUAUAUUCUUUCUUCGAGACCAGGACCAACAGGCGACAGACGGUGCUGCCUUCCAUUAUUCCGUCUACCGGUCACUCACACGAUUCUUGGGCAUGGAUGGUAAUUUGGCUGCCGGAUAUGAUGUUCCUGUCAACUGGACCGAAGCGUGGUAUCAGAUGGUUCUCACCAACGAUAUGAUCAAUGCCAACACCGGCAAAUUUGAUCCACGCCACAUGUACGGAGCGACAAAUCAAGAUGUGUUCCGUUGGCCUGCUGUUGAAUAUGGUAUUGAAAGACAAUUACUGGCACUGUUCAUCACCACAUUGCACAUGCCUGGUAUUCCGUUGUUGUUGUGGGGUGAGGAGCAAGCAUUCUAUAUUUUAGAUGCUUCAGCUGCCAACUAUAUCUACGGUCGCCAAGCAAUGUCACCAGCUACUGCUUGGAAAAACCAUGGAUGCUUUCAGUUAAAUUCCACACAAUAUUUCCAGUGGCCUAUCGAAUCCGGGCGAUUGGGCUGCCACGACGAGACUGUCUCCUACGACCACCGCGAUCCCGCUCACCCCGUGCGAAAUAUCAUCAAACACAUGUACCAGAUGCGACAAGACUAUGGUGCAUUGAAUGAUGGGUGGUGGGUCCAGCUUCUCUCAAGUCGGACGCACAACAUAUAUUUGCCAGGCUCCAAUGGUGUGCCGACAGAGACAGGAAUCUGGUCUGUUCUGCGCAGCCCUUACUACCAGAUGCAGGAUCUAGGAGAGAUGGGAAACCAAACAGUGUGGUUUGUUUACCACAACGGCAACAAGACAGUGGAUUAUGAGUUUGAAUGCUCUGAUCUCAACACCGCCAUUAUUGCUGCUUUCGAUGCAAACACCACCGUCAAGAAUCUAUUCUAUCCACACGACGAGCUGACCCUGCAAGAAGGUCCAGUGAAACUGGGGUUGAACGGCUCUGAAAAUCACAAUGGCUGUGUCAACAUGAUCAGUCUGGCACCAUAUGAGUUCAGGGCCUAUAUACCCAAGGACAAAUUCAUCCCACCGCGCCCCAUGAUCACCAAAUUCUUACCGGGACAUGAUGUUCCCUUGCUUUCUUCUGUGGCGCCCGAUAAGAGCGAGUCUGUGGAAAUAGGAUUCUUCUUCUCUACAGAAAUGGAUUGCUCCAAGAUGACAGAUUCUAUCUCGCUGCAAUCUACCACCGAAUCAGGAGAAGUUCCUUCAUUGGACCUCAAUAGCGUGAACUGCGAGAGUAUGCUGCCAGAGACCACAUCCUGGUCUGGUCAUAUUCCUUCUGUUUGGGCUUGGAGAGCAACAUUGACUGGAGUGUACAACGGCGUGCACAAGUUGACUGUGAAUAAUGCGAGAAGCACCGAUGGAAGAUCAACACAGGCGGUCGAUCACUUCCUCAUUCGAAUCGGGCAACAUGACAAUCCAAUUGUGUUCACGUCCGCAAAUUAUUCGAGAAGCUUACUCCAUGAGAAGAAGGAUGGCACCCUAUCCAUUUCGCAACACGCGGCUGGAGCUGAUAAAUAUCGAUACUCAACCAAUUGGGGUAGCACCUUUUCAGACUGGCUUCCCUAUGAAGGUGGGAAUCAUACCAUUACAGAGUCACCUUGGUCAGGGACAAAGAAACAAGAAUGGGACGGCAAACAUGUUCGAGUCGAAUAUUGGAGUCGUCUUACAGGGAGCAGCGACUAUGUCCAAGAGGGCGAUGGGGUGAAUUGGAAUCCGAAUCUUCAUCGUCGCUUCCCCCAUCUGUUCUUCAAUGGGCCAUUUAAUCAGUAUGGCUACGAUGCCGGCCUGGAUAACAAUGUCAGACAAGACAGUGAUGGGAUAUGGAAGUUCCGCUUCAUGGCGGAAUGGCCAGCCCAGGGCCAACUGAACGUCUGGGGAAUCAAUCCUGAUAACCAGCCAGAUCAAAGCUAUAUAUAUGGAGACUCGAAUGGAGACUUGAUCCUCGACCGUCUGCCUCCUUCCUCCCUCAGCGUGACAUCGAUCAAUAUCACCGACCAUCCACCUGAUCCUCAUCUGGCUUGGAGGCUUCAUCUUGAUGACUCGAACCUACAAUUCAAGCUUGUGCCAGAAGGAUCCAAAUAUGUUCAAAUGGCUCUAUUUUUGCUACUCUGGAUCAUGCCAGCUAUCACAGCAGCUAUUUGUGCGUUUGUGUUCAUGAAGACAUUCUAUCGCAUCAGGUUCAACCAGAUUGGCGUGAGCGAGAAGAAACCCCCCGUGUGCACGGAAUUCAUGAACAAAUUCAAACCCGGUCACAUGGAGAAUGGUCAAUCCAGAAACCCUCUGGUACGCUUUGCCAAUAAGUCCAGAUUUCUUCAAAGCAGCUCUGCAUUUGGCAACCGGAACGCCCAUCGACGUAAAGUGCUGAUCGCCACCAUGGAGUACGAGAUUGAAGACUGGGCCAUCAAGAUCAAAAUUGGUGGUCUGGGAGUGAUGGCUCAAUUGAUGGGCAAGCAGCUCGGUCAUGAAGACAUUAUUUGGGUUAUACCCUGCGUUGGUGGUGUGGUUUAUCCCGUGGAUAGACAUGCCGAAUCCAUGUUCGUGAUGAUUUUGGGAAACUCGUAUGAGAUCAAGGUCCAGUAUCAUCAAUCGAGAAACAUCACCUACGUUCUGUUGGAUGCGCCGGUGUUCCGCCAACAAUCUGCCUCGGAGCCAUACCCAGCUCGCAUGGACGAUAUGGACAGUGCGAUAUAUUACUCUGCCUGGAACCAGUGCAUUGCUCAGGCUAUGAGACGCUUUCCAGUGGAUCUGUACCAUGUGAACGACUAUCAUGGCGCAGUUGCUCCUUUAUAUAUCCUUCCGGAGACUAUCCCAAUCUGCUUGUCGCUCCACAAUGCCGAAUUCCAGGGUUUGUGGCCUAUGCGUACACAGAAAGAGAAGACUGAAGUCUGUUCAGUGUUCAAUCUCGAUUUGGAUGUUGUCACACGCUAUGUUCAAUUUGGAGAAGUCUUCAAUCUUCUGCACGCUGGCGCUAGCUACCUGCGUCUUCAUCAGCAGGGGUUCGGCGCAGUUGGAGUCUCCAAGAAGUACGGAAAACGUUCAUAUGCCCGGUAUCCCAUUUUCUGGGGACUGCGAAAAAUUGGCAAUCUACCGAAUCCAGACCCCUCAGAUACUGCAGAGUGGAACAGGGCAUUACCCAAAGAGCGUGAUAUCAAUGUCGACAAAGCGUUUGAGACUGGAAGAGCAGAGCUGAAGCGUCAAGCCCAAGAGUGGGCCGGGUUAAAACAGAGAGCUGAUGCUGAGUUAUUGGUUUUCGUGGGCCGAUGGUCAAUGCAAAAAGGAAUAGACCUCAUUGCCGAUGUGCUACCUGGUGUUCUGGAGGCCCGACCAAACGUCCAAUUGAUAUGCAUUGGGCCUCUCAUUGAUCUAUAUGGCAAGUUUGCUGCCUUGAAACUGGACAGGAUGAUGAAGCUUUAUCCCGGACGUGUGUACUCGAAGCCUCAAUUCACGAUCCUACCGCAUUUUGUCUUCUCCGGUGCCGAUUUUGCGCUGAUACCUUCACGCGAUGAGCCUUUCGGCCUUGUCGCUGUUGAAUUCGGGAGAAAGGGAGCUCUGGGCAUCGGUGCCAGAGUCGGAGGUCUUGGUCAGAUGCCCGGCUGGUGGUAUACUGUUGAGUCAACGACAACCUCUCACCUGCUGAAGCAAUUCAAGUUGGCAAUUGACAGUGCACUGAAUUCCAAACACGAUGUCCGAGCAAUCAUGCGCGCCAGAUCUGCAAAACAGCGAUUCCCGGUUGCCCAGUGGGUUGAAGAUCUGGAAAUCCUGCAGUCAACGUCGAUUCGAGUUCAUCACAAGGAGCGCGCCAAAACCCAGAGCCCGUCUGCGGCAGCUGGAGCCUACAAUGCCAUAUAUGGGAUGAUGACGCCGCAAGGCCCGUCGAGCAGAUCUGGAGCUUCAACGCCGCCCUUGUUCGCUUCGAGUCGUCCGGGUACCAUGGGGUCCUUGCAGCGAAGCUCGAUAGUGUAUAGCCGUGACCCAAGCCCUGGUGAUGGCAGACCCAGAUCAGGCCUCAGCCCUCAAAUGCCCGAUGCUCGACCGAUCUCUGCCAGUGCGGAGCCCCGUGGUCGGCGCGAUUUUGGCAGGAGCAGUGUGGUGGAAGAUGGAAGUGCCACCGACAGGGUUCCCCCCGAGGCUGAAGAGGAUAGUGAUGAGGAGAUGAUGGCAACCUGCUUUGGAGAUGACGAUUAUUCAAUAUCUACAGACGGGGUAGAUUCUGUUCGAGCGCAGACCCCUCAGCCCAGUGGAGCUCUCACCAGAGAAGCUCUGUCUGCCCAACGUGCAAGCCAAGGCUCACUGCUUGCUCGAUACAGCAAUACGCCAUCCACCUCAACGGCCCCAAGCACCGUAGGCACCGAAGAUACCUUGAUACCCCCAUCCCUCCCUUGGACCGAGCCAGGCAACCGCCUUAGUAGCGCAUCGGUACUGUCCGUCGAUUCAGUGGUGGGGGAGAAGAAGGAUUUCAAGCUGCAGAAGGUGGAUCCAUUUUUUACAGAUAGCAAUGGAGAGUACUACAAAGUCUUUGAGAAGAGACUUGAGGAACUCAAUGGGGCAAACUCGGACACGCAACUUUGCAUCGAACAAUACCUGGAAAAGAGCGAGAAGAAAUGGUUCAACAAAUUUCGCGAUGCGCGCCUCGGUCGCAACCAGGGAUCUCCAGCUAGCUCAGUGUAUCGAGGCAAAGGCGGCCCAUCUCCUGAUGGCUCUGUCACCAACGACGACGCGGCAUCUCGUGACAGCGGCCCCGAACCGAAGGCAGGACCAAACGAUGAGUUCCUACUGGGAGACGACUACAUACCACCAACGGGGCUAAAGAAGUGGAUGCAGAUUCGCAUUGGGGAAUGGCCAGUAUAUUCCCUCUUCCUUGCACUGGGACAGAUCAUUGCUGCAAACUCAUACCAAAUCACCCUGCUCACUGGGGAGGUCGGCCAAACUGCCGACAAGCUAUAUGGCAUUGCGACUGUGUAUCUGAUCACCUCCAUCCUCUGGUGGUUCUUCUUCCGCUACUGCAAAUCUGUGGUUGUCCUCAGUGUGCCCUGGCUGCUGUAUGGCACAGCCUUCUUGAUCAUUGGCAUGGCGCACUUCGAGCCCAACCCGUACAGCCGGGGGUGGAUUCAGAAUAUUGGGAGUGGUCUGUAUGCUGCUGCAUCGUCCAGCGGCUCCAUCUUCUUUGCGUUGAAUUUCGGGGAUGAAAGCGGAGCACCAGUCAAGGAAUGGGUCUUCCGCGCAUGUCUGAUUCAGGGGACACAACAGGCAUAUGUCAUUGCUCUUUGGUAUUGGGGAUCGACUCUGACAAAGGCAAGCAAUGCUGGAAUCGCGAAUUCGCAGGGCAGUAUAUCCAACACCUGGAAAAUGACAGCGAUAUGUACGCCCAUCACCCUCUUCCUGUGGGCAGUCGGUCUCAUCAUCUACUUCGGUCUGCCAAAAUACUACCGCCAGAGCCCAGGCAAGGUCCCGUCAUUCUACAAAUCGGUCUUCCGGCGCAAGAUAGUGAUCUGGAACUGGAUAGUGGUCAUCAUCCAGAACUUCUUCCUCAGUGCUCCAUACGGUCGGAAUUGGAACUUCCUUUGGAUUACACAGCACGCCACCGGCUGGCAGAUACUCCUUCUCUGCUUGGCCUUCUUUGGCUUCGCCUGGGUUGCAAUUCUCUUCAUGCUAGCCAGACUAUCGAAAUCCCAUAGCUGGAUCCUACCGGUAAUCGCUUGCGGCUUGGGGGCUCCGCGUUGGGCUCAAAUAUGGUGGGCCACAUCCGGGUCUGGUCUCUUCCUUCCCUGGGCUGGAACGUAUACCGCAGGAGCUCUCGUUUCUCGCAGCUUGUGGCUCUGGCUCGGGGUUUUGGAUGCACUGCAGGGUGUGGGAUUCGGCAUGAUUCUCCUGCAGACCCUGACCCGCAUGCACAUCUGCUUCACCCUGCUUGUGUCCCAGGUACUGGGAUCCCUUGCAACCAUAUGUGCUAGGGCGUUUGCGCCGAAUAACAUUGGACCUGGGCCUAUCUCGCCCGACAUCACAGCUGGAGCGGGUGCGCUUGCGAAUGCUUGGUUCUGGGUUGCUCUCCUACUGCAACUCGCGAUAUGCGGCGGCUUCCUACUGUUCUUCCGGAGAGAACAGCUCUCCAAGCCUUGA
Molecule: messenger RNA, 7239 nt
Organism: Penicillium salamii
Lineage: Eukaryota; Fungi; Ascomycota; Eurotiomycetes; Eurotiales; Aspergillaceae
Source: the annotation of a GenBank genome assembly